Messenger RNA from Pieris napi, 1954 nucleotides. RefSeq names its product protein OSCP1 (gene OSCP1). Gene Ontology annotation, cellular component: plasma membrane; cytoplasm. The coding region runs from base 1 to 879 and encodes 292 amino acids. The record is from RefSeq and is a predicted model, not a curated record. Lineage: Eukaryota; Metazoa; Arthropoda; Insecta; Lepidoptera; Pieridae. The transcript has 2 exons. Gene Ontology annotation, biological process: transport.
AUGUCUCACUUUGCGACGCCUUUAAUUGUGAUCAAUCUGGGCUGUGAAAUGGUAUACGUUAUUGAACAAAGAUUAAAGAUGCAAAAAAUACCAUUGAGUAAAUCGGAAAAAGUGUUAACAGAAAUAGUUACGGUUCUACUACACCCGAAGCUAAUGGAAGAUCUAUUUUUACCUCAACCGAUAGCACCGCACGCAGUAAUUAAACAAUUAAUAUCAGAUAUUUCUGCUUCUUCUAUUAUGAAACUGGAUGACUAUUCUACCAACAAAUUAUGGGAUUUAAUAACAAUGAUAUUUAAAUGGCAAAUAUCGGUCGGAACAAAUCAAAAUAUUUUUGACAUUACCCGGCGACAUCUAUCUGGUAUUGCAGCACUUAUGCCGAUGACUUUCCCUAAAAAUAUAUUUAAAGAGGCAAAUGACAACUUUGAUACGCUAAUAAGGAAACUUUCCGAUGAUGAUUAUAAAAGUUUAAGUAACACAAUAACACUUUGGUUUACUGAAUAUCACUCGAAAAUAUCCGUUUUAUUAAGGUUAGGACUUCAGAAUAGAGAUGGAUCUAUCAAAUUGCCUGCUAUGAUAAAUAUAAAGUUCCUAAAGAAUCUUGGUGAAAACAUUUAUAAACACGAUAAAAAAACCUAUAUUGAUGACUAUGAAGUUACUUGCUGCGAUGAUAAUGAAAUCAACUGUCUAUUAGCUCCAAUAGAAUCAGUUUCACCAAAAAAAAUUCAAGGCUCUUUCAACAACGCGGAGAUCAAUGGAUCUCUUUUAAAUAACAUCGAAAUAAGUCACGUUAAUGUAUUUAACAAUGAUCUUAAUUUUAUACCAACUGUUCCGAGAUCUACAAAUGAAGAUCUUCUUGAAAUGUUAAAGAAUGAAGCCUAAACGAGUGCAAAAUUUAUUAAGUGGUAACAUUCUUGUUUUAAACGAUUUAAUUUUCUUUGGUCGGGGAAUUCCAAAACAUUUUUUAUGUCAAAUUUUCUAAGAAAUACUUAAUUGUAUAAAUGUAUAUUAAAUUAUGAAUGGUCAAUGAAUGUUACAAUUCUGUAACAACAUACAAUUUACUCAAGUUAGCUUUUGUUGCAUUAUGAAUCUCUAACAGAACUUCGUCACUUCCGGCAAAAGGGAUGUUUUGUGCUGUUAUGCCUAAUUUACAUACCUAUAUUUCAAUACUCUUACCUUUUACUAUCCCAAUCCAAAGCAAGUCCUCAAGUCCUCAGUCAAAUAAUGCAGUCUUUGCAGAUUGUGAAACUCAAUCAGAUGUUAGUGCUUUGGGAUUCCACAAUUAGAUAAUUUCCAUAAAAAGCCCAGACAUUAAACAAAAAGUGACUCGGAGAACGAAUGAUGAAACGGGUUAUUUCAAUUUAAAUAUUCCAUUAUAAAAACGACAUAAAUCUAAAGUUACCAAAUAUAAUAGUCUUUUUGUAUGUUGAUUAUAAGAAAUUCUAAUUCAAACUUUUUCUGACCAUAAUAACGUUUUCUAAAAAUAAUUUACCCUAGCCAUCUUUAAAUCCAGUACAAAGAGGAAAGUUUUCAAAUGCACUCUCUAACUUCUGCGCAUUGAAAAAACAUUGUCAUUACUAAAUAAAACAUGUCUUUUAUUAAAAAAAUAUGUAUUUUAAAGUAAGAAAUCUUUGUUAUUUACAAAACAAGCUUGUUAUAUUUACAGUCAAAGGCAUAUUGAUAAAAUUAUAGUAAAAAGAAAUGAAAAACCUCUCGGAUUAAGUUAGUUUACUAAUUGCAUUUAAUUGUUAGUUUUAACUCCUGAACAUAAAAUUUGAGUAAAAACUUGCAGUGAAACAAAUACAGUAAUGUGUUUUUCAUUCCCAACUACUUACAGGUCUAACAUAUUUUAACAAUUUUAAUGUUAUAGAAGGUUGGCUUUCCGUAGAGGGCGUCCAUAAAUUAUGUGAGGUGUUUAAGGGGGGGAGGGGGUCCAGUCAACUCUCAUUUUAUCUUA